AGUUGUCCUUAUCGAAGCGACUAAUCCUGUUAUCAGCUUGGUUAUAAAUAUUUCCUGUCCCCUGAUCCUUCAGGCAUGGGGCCCCAUCAGAUUCAAGACUGUUCAGAAUCCCCAUCAGCAGCCUCGCCCCUCCCUGCGAGAAAUCGAUGAGACGAAGGGACAAGCCGAAGCGAUGGCGGCCUAUCCGGAGAGCUGCGUGGACGCCACCGUGCUGGACUUCGUCGCAGACCUGUCCCUGGCCUCCCCGAGACACUCUUUCCUCUGCGACUUCGCUCCCGGAGUCCCCUUUGGGAACCGAGCCCUUGCGCUCCGAGAAGGAACGCCCAGGAGGAUGGCGCGGUUUGGGGAGGAGGGCCCAGAAGAGGAGGGCUACGUAGACGAAGGGGACGAGGAAGAGGAGGAGGAAGAGGAGCGCGGAAGAGGCGCCUCUCUCCUGGGCCGCCCCAAGAGAAAAAGGGUGAUCACCUACGCCCAGCGCCAGGCGGCCAACAUCCGCGAGAGGAAGCGGAUGUUCAACCUCAACGAGGCCUUCGACCAGCUGCGGAGGAAGGUGCCCACUUUUGCUUACGAGAAGAGGUUGUCCCGGAUCGAGACCCUACGCCUAGCCAUCGUCUACAUCUCCUUCAUGACUGAGCUCCUGGAGAGCUGUGAAAAGAAGGAAACCGGCUGAGCCAACAGGGUGGGGAGAGGGAUGCCUGCCCCCUCCCCGCCUGGGCGCGCCCGAGCUGGAGCGUUUUAGGAGCGGACAGUGGGUGAGGCUGAAA
Messenger RNA from Carlito syrichta (Philippine tarsier), 764 nucleotides. RefSeq names its product Fer3 like bHLH transcription factor (gene FERD3L). The record is from RefSeq and is a predicted model, not a curated record. Lineage: Eukaryota; Metazoa; Chordata; Mammalia; Primates; Tarsiidae. Gene Ontology annotation, biological process: developmental process; regulation of transcription by RNA polymerase II. Bases 173 to 670 code for a protein of 165 amino acids. Gene Ontology annotation, molecular function: RNA polymerase II transcription regulatory region sequence-specific DNA binding; protein dimerization activity; DNA-binding transcription factor activity, RNA polymerase II-specific. The transcript has a single exon.